Parathielavia appendiculata is the source of this 716-nucleotide messenger RNA. RefSeq lists its product as uncharacterized. The coding region runs from base 195 to 668 and encodes 157 amino acids. The transcript has a single exon. The record is from RefSeq and is a predicted model, not a curated record. Lineage: Eukaryota; Fungi; Ascomycota; Sordariomycetes; Sordariales; Chaetomiaceae.
AUACUCGGCGUUUUCUUGGGCAUGUUUGUUGAGCGUCUGCAUCUUGUGUCAGACACUGUACGGAUAGACGGCGGGAUCUAAAUAAAUCUCGGACACAGCUUCCUGUUCGCUCAUUAUUAAUCCGAAAGUAUGACGUCUCGGUCGAGGCCUUGGUGGCAUCCGAUGAUGGCGGAGGGCUCAGCUGUGGACUCUAGAUGUGGGAUUUGGCGCGCUUCGGUCCCUGCAGCCGCAAAGGGUCGUGGCAUAACAACCAGCGGAAGCGGCGGCUGCACCUGUUGUUGGGCAAAGUGCGACGUACGGCUGGAAUAGGUGAGGGAGGUAUGUUUCUUUCCACGUUGCUUUGCAUUGACCAGUCUGCAGUUCCUGGCCCUGAUUGUCGGCUCGAAACAUCCGAUUCCGACACGCGACUGGCGAACCUGGGUACGCAGUCGCGUUUGCCAAACCGUCCUCUCUUAGCCCGGCGACAACGUCGCCCAUCACCACCCGGAUCCGGGCUCGGAGAGAUGAAUGCCGAACUUGGGCACCAGGUUACUCUCCCGCAUCGCUACAAAGGUUCGCCGUCGCAACGAGGAACUUGGGUACGCGCGCGGUUCUCGUGUUCCACUGUCACAGUCGCCGGUCACUACAUCGACAGUGUAGCAUCUUCGGCGCGGGCCCUGGCUAGAUGAACGAUACACGUUGCCCAGCGGCAGAACUACUUCGAGGGCGGUGGUGGC